CUAUUUUAAGUUGCCCGUAGCGAUAUUUUUUAAGCCACAAUGGUUUGGCGCGAGUGGAGACCUUUACUGUGGCCCGAGAGCAAAUCUCGCGCGGCGCGUAAAUCUCAACGUAAACAAUUGAUCAAAGGUGACCAAACCACAACACUCAUAUAUCUACGUUUAUCACGCCAUGCCAUUCACUAAGCGCCAGAAGAACGAAAUUAUCCGCCGCUACAAACGAAGCGCGCGCGCACGGCUCCAGAAACUCCGCGACCAAUUCGAGCUGGAGGGCAACAUUCUCGAGAUGAAAGUCGCCACGAGAUUAGUCAAGACGGUGCCGCGGCCGCUCUGGGAUGUCAAAAUGAAGGAUGUCAUCGAGUUGGAGCGCGAUCAGCGCCUUUCCCUCAAAUCGCUUCUCUCCGACAUCCAGCAGUUGCGCCAGAUACCCUCCGACACGUCGAAUUCUGUCAGCAACAAGAGUCUCGGGUUGAAGGAUAUCAGCCGGCUUCCGGAAGAGCCCAACGAGAGCAUUGAACGGAUGAAGUUGCAGCUUCGAAAUAGGAUCAAAAACCGGCAGUCUAUGGGGAGCACCAGUACAGAGAUGCGAUGAGAUUUUUUUGGGGCUUUUUGAGGUUCUUUGGUGGAGAGCCGCAAGCGGAUAGGCUGAAGCUGACAAGCCGCAGGGGAUGGGCUCGCGGUUUUGUGCCUGGGGCCCAGGAGUGGUAUAAAAGGAUCUGAUAAGGGUUUAAAGCUCUGAGAUUUCAUGCCCUUCUACAAUUUGCUAGCCUUUGCAAUGAAGCUGGCAAUGAGAACUAACUCGUUCAUGAGGGUUCCCGACCGAGUCCACACCCAGGAGGUCCAUCACAGAACGCCACUUAGUGAUGUUGCUGAUGCAAACUCUCGGACUAUCUCCCGGGUACCGCUCACUCGUAG
Messenger RNA from Babjeviella inositovora NRRL Y-12698, 912 nucleotides. RefSeq lists its product as uncharacterized. The transcript has 3 exons. Bases 170 to 589 code for a protein of 139 amino acids. The record is from RefSeq and is a predicted model, not a curated record. NCBI's taxonomy places the organism in Eukaryota, Fungi, Ascomycota, Pichiomycetes, Serinales.